Molecule: messenger RNA, 3410 nt
Organism: Dermacentor andersoni
Lineage: Eukaryota; Metazoa; Arthropoda; Arachnida; Ixodida; Ixodidae
Product: cytochrome P450 3A14-like
Molecular function (GO): iron ion binding; steroid hydroxylase activity; heme binding
Source: RefSeq, a predicted model, not a curated record
CUCCGAAGGAGUCAUGUCGACGACUGCUGUGCUGCUGCUUCUCGUCGUGUUGCUGCUGGUGGUGUUGUUCAUAUGGCGGUGGAGGCACUUCUCAUACUUCAAGAGGCUCGGAAUUCCUGGCCCCAAGCCCAACCUGAUAUGGGGCAAUCUUAUGGAAUAUCACUCUACGGAUCUCUACAAAGCUGUCGGCGGGUGGAUUGAAAAAUAUGGCGACAUGUUUGGCUUCUACAACGGGGAUGUGCCGUUCGUCGUAACGCAAGACUUGGAAUUGAUUGAGCAGGUGUACGUGCGCAAAUUUCAGAACUUCAUGAAUCGAGGCCUAACGAUGAUGACGGACCAGAUGCACCCGUUCCUCGGCAAGUCCAUCAUUCACGUGAACGCCCCCAUGUGGAAAAGCAUUCGAAACUCUGUCGCCUAUGGUUUCAGCGCAGCGAAACUGAAACAGAUGAUGCCAUUUUUCGAAGAAGAUGUCAACUUCCUAUUGAAAUCCCUGGAAAAGAACGCUGAGACGGGAGAGGAAGUACAAAUGUAUCGCAAGUACGAGCAGCUGUCCAUGGACUUCGUGGCCCGAGGGGCUUUCGGCAUUGACGAGCGUUUCCAGGAAAAUCCCGACCACCCGCUUUUCGAAAUGGCGAGGACCACUUGCUGCAAGAUCAUGACCGGUCCUUUUCACAUGAUCGCACAAAGCACCACAAGCCUGGGACCAGUUAUCAAACUAGUUUGCUGGCUUUCACUUGCAAUCGGAGACUUCGUGUUCGACAUGAUAACAACUAACACUGCAAAAGUAAUCGAGAUGAGAAAGAAGGAUCCAUCGCUUCAAAAACCAGAUAUUCUGCAAAACUUGCUCGAUGCUGAGUACGUCGAGAGUCAAACCGGCGCUGGGCCAGAGAAAGGAGGAAACGGAGUCCCCAAAACAAGAUCUUUAACAACUGAAGAAGUAAUAACCACCGCUGCCACUUUGUUCAUUGCUGGGUACGAGACUAUAGUCACCAGUCUCAGUUACCUAACGUUUACGCUCGCAAAAUACCCGGACAUCCAAGAGAAAGCACGCCAGGAAAUUGAAGAUGUCAUCUCACAGGGGGGCAAAUUGGAUUACGACACAGUAAUGAAGAAACUGAAUUACCUGGAACAGGUAAUGAACGAAACGCUGCGGCUUUAUCCUCCGGGUCUCACAUUUGUGACGAGGCAGGCCAAAGAAGACUUCGAAUACAAGGGGCUAAAGUUCAAGGCCGGAACUUGCUUCAUGGUUCCUCAGCUCCAGAUCCAAAGAGAUCCACGCUUUUGGUCCGACCCCUUGAAGUUCAACCCGGACAGAUUCGCCCCGGAGAAUGAAGCGGAACUGAAGAAGAUGGCCUUUUGCCCAUUCGGCAUAGGACCCCGCAACUGCGUCGGCUUGAGGAUCGCCACGUUGCAGACAAAAUUCACGGUUGCAAAAGUGUUGCAUAAGUUCCGCCUGGAGCUCGGCCCGUCCCAGAUGGGGAAAAUGGACAUGGGCUCACGAGCCAUGGUUUCAACGCCAGCCUGUGGACCAUGGAUAAUCUGUCACCGUCUCAACAAAAGUGCCUAAUGUCAAAAGUCACUGUCCACUGUCAAAAGUGCGAGUAGUAACAUGCCUGUCGUGUUAUUGGGACUGCAUCACGAGCCCCGGAUGUAGUACGUGACAUUCAAGCCAAGUACGAGGGGAAGAAAAAAAUAUUUCUAUAGCGGCGCUAGGUAGCUAUCUAGCGGCGGGCAACAUCUCAGUUUCUGAUACAGGCACUGUACGUACAAAUGAUAGGAGAUGAUUCCUUCGUAUAUUCGUAUACAUGCUUUUAUUAUUAGCGAGAUUUUGGUGGGAAGCCUAUUACGCAUUAUUUGUCGUGUUUCUUGGAUGAAUUAACAUCUGGAUCACACGUUCCUAUCCUAUCACUCAGACAAGUUGUUUCCUUGAUUGGAAGUCUGUUUGAACGAUUUCUGAAUAUAUAUAGAAUGUGGCGCUUAUGGCGAGUCAAUAAUAAGAGCCCUAUCCUGGCCGCGUGGUCCAGUGUCGUGUGAAUAUUUACUCAAAAGACUGCAGUCCCCAAGUUCCACUUUUCUCUCGAAAAACAGUAGUGUCAUCUUGCAUAUGGGUCCUGAGAAAAUCAUAUUUUUGCGUUUUGGGGGAUUUAAGGUUUUUUAUGGCCCCAUACUUCAAUAUUUUCACGAUGCUCCGAGCUCUGCUUUUUCUGAGUUUAGGCACAAUGAUAUCGUUUCGUUCGUGUUCUCGAUGCAUAUGGUAUUUUCUGUUAUUUUCGGCGUUGUGAUCAUAAUAUCCCAAAAUAGCAUCAUAAAAUGACUGCUUAUCCUCAUAGAAAGCAAUUAACGGGUCGAUCGAGUGAAAAGUAAAGCUAAGCUUUUGUACCAUAAUAUGGGGCCACAAUGACAAAAUAAACAUAAGUGAAAUCCUUUUUCUCAAAAAAGAAAGGAGAGAAAGAACGAUAGUCGCUACAUUGGAAAGAGUGAACGCUUAGGCGCGUGUAAAGAAUUUGAAGAGUUCAAUAUAAUACGCGUUGUGAACAGGUACGUAUUUUAGUUUGUUGUAUACACUCUACUUUUCUAACGGUGAAGGCUCAAACUUUAUAACAGCCUUAUCCCAUUUCGAACGUCGUAUUGUUACAGUGCCCACAAGAAAUAGCAAAAUGUGGUUUGUGCCCCUGUUUCGUAAAAUUUAUACGCAGCAAACUUUAAGAUAAGGUGUUCCGGUAACACUAAAAACAUGUGAGACUACAGCUGGUUGAAGUAAAAAAUAGUUGCGUUCAUAUACUUUUGUUCUAUUGUGUUUUAGAAAAUGACUAAGUAUCUACAAAUGAUAUCGACGAUGCUGUUUGCAAUUUAAAUUUUUGUUUUCUAUAGUUUGUUGCUACACUUUAUGUGGAAUUCCGUGAAUUAUAAUUAUGUUAAACUACAUACUGUAAUUUGCCUGUUUUUUUUCAUUUUGUCUUUAUCACGGCGUACCUGAAACUGAACAUAUACACCCUGUGCUGUUGUUGCCAUGCAACGGUCAUUUGGACCCUGUCUAGCCGCUUUCACGACUUUUUGUAAAGCAUAUCUUCCGGCGUAUUGCCUGGUAAAAAAGAAAAGAAAAACAAAACAAAUGUAAUUCUGAUGCUCAAAGUAGCCCCGAAUAGUGCACAGUUUAUGAGACAUUUGCCAUGCUUUAGGGCGACGAAACAUAAAAGUCACCAGUCAUUGCUUUCUAUGCCUUACAGGCAAUAAAAAGUGGGGUUCAGUGUGUGAGUCAAAGACGGAUUGUGCUGCCAUCAUUGCAACGCUUCGUUCCUAAACCAAAAUGAAAAAAAAUACGUAUUUUUCCCACAAUUUCCGCUUGGAGCAGUGGUUGUUUCUAUUACUUGGUAUCUGUGAAAUAAACAGUUGUCGUUAAAUUCUACGUA